UGAGUAUGUUUUGCUGAUUCAUUUCAAUUCAAUUACAAGUCUUUCCAUCAAGACUGGGAGUCCUGGGCUUUGUAACAAACAGAACUCAGUCAGUCUGAAUCAUCAACUGCACCUUCACCAUACAGACUGUAAGCACAGUGCAAAGUCCUAACUCUAGGCUUUCUUCACAUGCCUCCUUCUGUGGUACCAGAACAACAAUACCUGGAGAGCUGGAGAUAAUGAACACCUUCAUUUGGUCUUAUAUUCAGCGAAGAUCUCACCUGGCCCUACAACGAAACUAAUAAGGAAUUCAAAGCAAUAUCUGUACUUGCUCAGACGACUAAAGAAAUUUAGCAUGACUGCCCUUGAACUUCUACAAGGUAUUAUUGAAAGCAUUCUUGCUAGCAGCUUGAUAGUCUGGUUUGGAAGCUUGACUGUCUGGCAUCUCGGCACUACUCUUUAGUGAGAGGUCAGAACUGCUCAAACCAUCGCAGGAGCAGCCUAAACAUCACUAAAAGACCUUGAGCAAGUGCUUGUAGGUGCUUUCCAUGGUGGUCAGGGGUCAGUGUGGGCAUUCUGCAGCCAUGCAUCUCCAAGCACUGUCCAAAUCAACAUCUUCAUUACCCCCUACCCUCCCUGUUGGCAUGGCAAGCAGCAGCUCAUCAUUCCCACUAAUGAAAACCAAACCUCAGCAUCAGAGAUUGGUUAGUAAGGAUGGGCGGAGUCUUAUGCGCAGCCCUGCCUCCGGUGUACGGGAAACAUGGAUUGGGGCAUUUAAGGACAUGUGGGGGGCAUGGCUAUCCCUGCGUUGGCGGUGGGUGGUGUUGGCAUUCUGUGGCUCAUUCCUCCUCCACUGGCUUCUCUUUGCUGUACUGUGGUAUGUCUUGGCACGUGCCAAUGGUGAUUUGGGUGUUGACCAUGACAACCCACCACCCGGGCAUACGCUGUGUGUCAAAUAUGUCACGGGAUUCACUGCUGCGUUCUCGUUUGCCCUGGAGACCCAGUUGACCAUCGGAUAUGGGACAAUGUACCCUAACGCUGACUGCCCCACUGCCAUUGCCCUUCUUGCCCUGCAGAUGCUGCUGGGGCUCAUGCUUGAGGCCUUCAUCACUGGUGCAUUUGUGGCUAAAUUCUCUCGUCCACAGAAGCGUUGCAGUGGAAUCUUGUUCAGUCCUAAGGCUGUGGUGUGUGAAGUCGAGGGUCAACGUUGUCUAAUGUUCCGUGUGUGUAACCUGCUCUCAAGGCCACUGGUCGACGUUUGUGUAAGUGCUGUACUCUAUGAGGAACAGGACGACCACACAAUCCGCCAAACUGCCUUGGAUUUCCUGUUGGAUGGCCUAGGCUCGCGGCCUUGUCCCCUCUUCCUGUCACCUUUGACCUUUCUCCACCCCUUGACCCCAGAUAGCCCCCUGAAUCGUGCCAUGCCCCCGUCAGGCCAGUCACAGUUUGAGCUAGUUGUGUUCCUUUCCGCUUCCCAAGAGGGCACUGGAUCCGCCUACCAGAAGAGGACGUCCUAUUUGGCUGACGAGAUCCAAUAUGGCCGUCGUUUCACCAAAGCCGUCCUGCAUGGAGAGCGGCGAAACAGCACUCAAGCCAUGCGUUAUUUCGACACGCACAUUUGCCCACUUAUGGGACCCAACAAUUACAGCAACUCUCGGGACAAGGAGUGUGUGGUACAGGUCAACGGAGACGGUAACGAUGCAAUGGAAUAGCUGUGUGUGUGUGUGUCUUUGUGUGUCCUCCAUUUUUCCUCAUCCACUCUGUGCACAUGAAAGGGCAUUUCAUUUGAGAACAACAUUCAGAUAACUUUUACAUUUCAUUCCAUUGAUGCUAAUCACUAGCUAGUAAUUGGUCAGAUCACUAGCUAGUACCUCUCUUAUUGCUUAUCACAAGCUAGGAUCUUAAUCAUAUUUCAAAACAUCAAUUUAAAAAAAAACAUCUUAUUUCACUCAGUGGAGUAAUUCUAUACUAAUUGAUAGACACUGAAUUGCUAGGAGGAUGCUAAUCAAAAGCACGGAAGCAACCAGCAAGCUUAAAUACAAGUUAAAUCCUACACAGCCGAUCAUUUACAUCUUUUCAUGAUUGUUUUCCUAAAUAACAAUCACGGCGAUAAAGAUACACUGUGAAGCCACUAGCAUUUUAUUUCCACUCCACAGUCCAGAGUGAUUCUUCAGAUCUGCCUCCCGGCAUCAGCCAGAAACUUUAGCAUUUUUUGUUUUCCUUUCUCCGAAAUGCCCAGGUCAACUUUGAAAAUAAGCUCCUUCACGGAAUCGAGAUGCAGAAUGGAGAGAAAACCAGGAGUAUUUUCCACCUGCAAGGACUGGAUUUGAACAACACUGUUCUUCUGUAUCCAUAUCACACCAUCUGGACUUGAAAAAGAAAGGAACAGCAAGAAGGGUGGAUGAACAUUUAUGUGACGUUUUGCGAAUUAACAAUUAUUAAGUGAUGAUUUUAGAGUACACUGCUGAUAGCUAAACACUACUGCUUACAGCUAAUAAAUUAGUGUCAAAGGUGCCAGGUGAUUGUGGUACAAAUUAGCAAAAUAGCAUCAAAUAUUAAAGCUUGGAAACAUGCAGACUUCAAUUAGCUAGCCACUUGAAGGAAUGGGAACACAUUUGUUUGUUUUUUGUACAAUUUAAACAAAACCUAAGCAACAUAUUUAGCUCUUUAUUUAGCUUCGAGUAAUUAGAUCAAUCUUUCAAAAUGGAAAUAAUUAUACACAAUUCUAAGUGUUAAUGUACAGUGCUAUUAACCACUAAGCUAAGAACACUGUAGUGAAAUCCCAUUUACUCAAGUGGCAAAGCCUGGACAGUUUUUUGUUUUUGUCAUGAGACAUUUUUUUCCCACAUGAAGGAUGAGCAAUCACCGGAAUUCGCACAUAGAUCUGCAUGAUUAUACUGAUAGUCGCACACUGUAUAUUACUGUUUUUACUUUCCUAUUAAAACCUAGAUAACUCUCUGCAUUAUUAAAGUACUUAUCUUCUCUGAGUCUUUGCUCUGAAGGAUUUUAUGAGCAGAGGUAAAUUUUAGUCAUCGUUUUCCUCUUUAAGUAAUCAAUCUAAUAUAUACUGUAAAUCAGAAAUCAGAAAAUUUUAUAUCAGUAUUGCUUAUGUGUGUAAAACAUUGUGAUCCCUAAGAUCUUUUUUUUUCUUUCGUACCAAAUGGAAGACAUUUUUAAACACUGACUAUUGUUUGUACAUUAAACUGUGCGGAAGGGCCUGUGUGGCCUGUGAAAGAAUUACCAUCAUUUUGUAACAUAUAACAAGAAAGAGGAAUUAAAAUAAUAUUCAUAAAAAAUCA
Messenger RNA from Hemibagrus wyckioides, 3278 nucleotides. RefSeq names its product potassium inwardly rectifying channel subfamily J member 13 (gene kcnj13). Gene Ontology annotation, molecular function: inward rectifier potassium channel activity. The record is from RefSeq and is a predicted model, not a curated record. Gene Ontology annotation, biological process: regulation of monoatomic ion transmembrane transport; potassium ion import across plasma membrane. The coding region runs from base 528 to 1691 and encodes 387 amino acids. Gene Ontology annotation, cellular component: plasma membrane. The transcript is spliced from 3 exons. Lineage: Eukaryota; Metazoa; Chordata; Actinopteri; Siluriformes; Bagridae.